AUGCUCAACCUCUUCCGCCGCAACCGCUCCUCCCUAGUCGCCACGUUCAAGCGUCCAAUAUCAAGAGCUGGUGUUUGGGGCAAGUCCCAAACGCCCUCUCCCCUUGCGAGACAAGAUUUACGCGGCCGUAUCCUUGAGCCUCGCUUCUUCUCGUCCAACGCAGCCUCCGAGGAAACAGCUCCCCCACUGGCCCCUCCGAUGGUGGGCCACUGGUUGUUAUUAUCCUCGACGCUCGUUUUUGCCGUCAUCGUCGUAGGAGGCGUUACGCGGCUCACCGAGUCUGGUCUAAGCAUCACGGAAUGGCGUCCAAUCACUGGUAUUCUGCCCCCACUAUCCGAAGAUGCUUGGAUGGAGGAAUUCCGAAAGUACCAAGCUACCCCGGAAUUCAAGAUGCUCAAUCAUAAUAUCUCACUGGAGGAGUUCAAGAGCAUCUUCUACAUGGAAUGGGGUCACCGAGUUUUGGGACGGGUGAUUGGUAUCACCUUCGUCCUUCCGUUCGCCUACUUCGGUCUCCGAAAGAAACUUCCUGCCCGACUCGUGGGCCGCUUGACGUUCCUCGGGGCGCUCAUCGGCGUGCAGGGUAUCAUAGGUUGGUACAUGGUCAAGUCCGGGCUUGAAGAAUCGAUCAUGCAUACUCCCGGCGCCGUACCCAGAGUAUCGCAAUACCGACUGGCAGCGCACCUUGGGACAGCAUUCCUGUUGUACGCGGCGAUGUUUUACGAGGGUUUGGCCAUUUUGUUGGAUUCUCGAUAUGCGCAUGGCGGUCCAUGGAGUGGAACGAAAGAAUCAUGGAGACGCGUACUCGAAAACCCUCUGGUCAAGCAUUUCAAGCUCGGCGCAAUAGGUUUGACUUGCCUUGUGUUCCUGACUGCACUCUCUGGUGCUUUCGUCGCUGGCCUCGAUGCUGGACUGGUGUACAAUGAAUUCCCUAUGAUGGGCAAUCAUAUUGUACCACCGACAGAUGAGCUGUUUGAUCCCGCAUACGCAAAAUCUCCAGACCUCUCUGAUCUGUGGUGGCGGAAUCUCCUGGAAAAUCCGACAACAGUGCAGUUUGAUCAUCGCGUGCUUGCUAUGACGACCUAUGUAUGCACUGGUAUUCUGUUCGCCACGACACGCAGUCCGUCGUUGCGUAAAGCCUUACCGCCGGCUACUCGGCGAAUGGCAUCCGUUGCGUUUGGCAUGGCGAACAUUCAGGUCCUGCUUGGCAUCUCUACGUUGCUCUACUUGGUCCCCGUCCCGCUGGCCGCAGCCCAUCAAGCGGGCAGUGUUGCCUUGUUGACGACAGUAGUGCAUACACUCCUGACGCUGAGAAAGCCUGGACGUUCGGCCCAUUUUUGGAGACAAGUCUGGGAGAAGGGACAAGCAGGGUCCAAAGCUCGCUAA
This is a messenger RNA of Punctularia strigosozonata HHB-11173 SS5, 1383 nucleotides long. Its product is annotated as cytochrome oxidase assembly. The transcript is spliced from 4 exons. Gene Ontology annotation, molecular function: oxidoreductase activity, acting on NAD(P)H, heme protein as acceptor. The coding region runs from base 1 to 1383 and encodes 460 amino acids. Gene Ontology annotation, biological process: heme A biosynthetic process. Lineage: Eukaryota; Fungi; Basidiomycota; Agaricomycetes; Corticiales; Punctulariaceae. Gene Ontology annotation, cellular component: mitochondrial inner membrane. The record is from RefSeq and is a predicted model, not a curated record.